This is a messenger RNA of Solanum lycopersicum (tomato), 1247 nucleotides long. It is a transcript of the gene SlXTH15, whose product is annotated as probable xyloglucan endotransglucosylase/hydrolase. Gene Ontology annotation, cellular component: apoplast; cell wall. The record is from RefSeq and is a predicted model, not a curated record. Gene Ontology annotation, molecular function: hydrolase activity, hydrolyzing O-glycosyl compounds; xyloglucan:xyloglucosyl transferase activity. Gene Ontology annotation, biological process: xyloglucan metabolic process; cell wall biogenesis. NCBI's taxonomy places the organism in Eukaryota, Viridiplantae, Streptophyta, Magnoliopsida, Solanales, Solanaceae.
GCCCUUGACAUGACCAAAACUAGUGAUCAAUGAUCUGUACUUCCUUUAUUUUAUUUUAUUUAUUUAUAUUUCUUCUCUAAAAGGAUUCAAACUUAUUAAGAAGCUUCACUUCUCAAGUUCCUCUUGUGACGUUUUUAAUUCCAUUUAUUUUUUUUAAAAUUUUGGGGAGAAAAUGGCUUCUCCUAUAGCUUAUUUUCUUGUACUUAGUGCAAUAAUUGUUGUACUUUUUUCAUCAACACAAGCUGAAGUACAAGGUUCAUUUGAUGACAAUUUUAGUAAAAGUUGUCCAGAAACUCAUUUCAAGACUUCUGAAGAUGGACAGAUCUGGUAUUUAUCAUUGGACAAAAAAGCAGGAUGUGGAUUUAUGACCAAACAGAAAUAUAGAUUUGGGUGGUUUAGCAUGAAGUUGAAAUUGGUGGGAGGUGACUCUGCUGGUGUUGUGACAGCUUACUAUAUGUGCACAGAAGAUGGAGCAGGACCAACAAGAGAUGAAUUAGAUUUUGAGUUCUUGGGGAAUAGGACAGGUGAACCUUAUCUUAUUCAAACAAAUGUGUACAAGAAUGGAACUGGUAAUCGUGAGAUGAGACAUGUUUUAUGGUUUGACCCCACUGAGGAUUUUCACACCUACUCAGUUCUUUGGAAUACUCACCAAAUUGUGUUUUUCGUGGAUAAGGUACCAAUAAGAGUGUACAAAAACGCGAAUUACACAAACAAUUUCUUCCCAAAUGAGAAGCCAAUGUACUUAUUUUCAAGUAUAUGGAAUGCAGAUGAUUGGGCUACAAGAGGUGGUUUAGAGAAAACAAAUUGGAAAAAUCAACCAUUUGUUUCAUCAUACAAAGAUUUUAGUGUGGAUGGUUGUCAAUGGGAAGAUCCAUAUCCAUCUUGUGUUUCAACAACAACACAAAAUUGGUGGGAUCAAUAUGAUUCAUGGCAUUUAUCAAGUGAUCAAAAAUUGGAUUAUGCUUGGGUACAAAGAAAUCUUGUCAUUUAUGAUUAUUGUCAAGAUACUGAAAGAUUUCCAAAAAAACCUGAGGAGUGUUGGUUAAAUCCAUGGGAAUAAUUAAAUAAUUCAACUUAGGUUAAAAAAAAUAUAUAUUAUGAGAGGGAUUAAGGAGUAUUUUGAUUAUUUUAUUUUUGAUGUUGAGUUAUUACUCGAGUAUAUAUAUAUAUAUAUAUAUAUGCUUGUAUGAUUUGUCAUGCCUAUUGUAUUAUUGAAUUUAUGAAGAAGUUAAGAAACCUCUUGCCAA